AUGCUGCGCUCCAAUUUGGAACUUAUCGCGAUGUUAACGAUUUUUAUUAUCUCGUGGUCUGCGUUGUUUUUACUUUAUUCCGUUUUUAAUUUGUACGCACCUUUCACAAACAAAACUAUUGACCUGGAUCCAAUAUUUCAACCUUACGGCAGAGCCCAGGAUUUACUGCCAGCAGAUUUCCAACCUCGUCCAAGUGAAGAGAAACGGGAUUGGCACGAUUAUAAGGCUAUGGAACAAGAUGCCAAGCGUGUGGGUCUUGGUGAACAGGGAAAGGCAGCCAAAUUGAAGAAUUCGACUCGCGAUUUACAGCUUAAGUUGAAUGAGAAAUACGGUUUCAAUGCGCUGCUCUCCGACUCUAUAUCAGUUAAUCGUUCCUUGCCAGAUAUUCGGCCUCCGAACUGCAAAAAGAAACUGUAUCUGAGUGUGCUACCCAAGGUGAGCAUUAUUUUAAUUUUCUACAACGAGUACUUCAGCGUGCUGAAGCGAUCUUUGCAUAGUGUUAUUAAUCGCUCACCGCCUGAGUUGAUUAAAGAGAUUAUACUGGUGGACGACUACAGUGAUCGUGAUCAUCUCCACAAGCCGCUAGAGGACUAUAUAGCCGGCCAUUUUACGAAUGUGCGGAUUAUUCGACUACCUCGACGCAUGGGUCUGAUUGCCGCCCGAACUGCAGGUGCACGGAAUGCGACCGCGGAGAUUCUGGUCUUCCUGGACUCCCACAUCGAAGCCAACCACAAUUGGUUACCACCAUUGUUGGAGCCCAUCGCACUAAACAAGCGAAUGGUCGUAUGUCCCAUUAUUGAUAGUGUUAAUUAUAACAAUUUUGAACUAAGUGAGUUUAGACCUAAAGGCCAUCGUGGUGCUUUCACAAGAGAUUUGGCGUAUGUAAUUCUCGGGCUACUACCAGAAAACAUAAAGUUUCCGAGCAAGCCUUAUAAGAAUCCUGUCAUGAUGGGUGGACUAUUCGCCAUAUCGACACAAUUCUUUUGGGAGUUGGGAGGUUACGACGAAGGUCUAGAUAUUUAUGGUGGCGAGCAAUUCGAGUUAAGUUUCAAAAUAUGGAUGUGUGGAGGAGAAAUGUAUAAUGUGCCUUGUUCUCGCGUGGCACACGUCUUUCCUAGUCCACACAAAAAACCGUACAACGUUCCAGCUGGACGAUCGAAUUAUCUCUUUAAGAAUUAUAAACGGGUGGCAGAAGUGUGGAUGGAUGGAUACACAAAAUAUAUAAGUUGGUAUUACGAAGCAGGUGAUAUCGACGUGGGUGAUCUCACCAAACAAAAAGCGCUGCGAUCCAAAUUAAAGUGCAAAUCCUUCGAGUGGUAUUUAAAAAAUGUCGCAUUUGAUGUUAUAGGUGGAUACCCUCCAUUUAUGUAUGCCUCCGGUGCUAUACAAAAUUUGGGAGAUGCUAAUAUGUGUGUGGACGUGCUUAGACAUGAUUUUUUGCAGCCUAUUGGCCUAUAUACUUGUGCCGAAAAUUUGGUUUUCCCACAACUUCCGCAAUUUUGGACGCUGACUCCACAUUGGGAAUUGUAUAUGCAUAACAAUUUUAUGUGUCUGGAGGUCCGCACCUUGAAACGCAAUGCGCCAGUGUGGCAAAAACCAUGUCACAGAAAAGGGGGAAAUCAGUUCUGGAACUACGAUUACAAAAGCAGACUUCUGAAGAAUCGUGAGGACGGCAAACGUUGCCUCGAGAUGUUGCCGCUGAACAAAACGGUGGUCGUCAAUGCGUGCAACAAAAGCAAUAUAUACAUGCGGUGGAAUAUUGGUUUUAUCAAUCGAACAGCCCUCCAAAACAUCAGCUACACAUAAUUUAUGGAAUUUAAUGUA
Molecule: messenger RNA, 1824 nt
Organism: Scaptodrosophila lebanonensis
Lineage: Eukaryota; Metazoa; Arthropoda; Insecta; Diptera; Drosophilidae
Product: N-acetylgalactosaminyltransferase 6-like
Exons: 4
Coding region: 1-1806 (601 amino acids)
Cellular component (GO): Golgi apparatus
Source: RefSeq, a predicted model, not a curated record